CCCAUCUGUCGCCAUGGCCUGCUCGUAGCGGCCGUCUCGAGUGAAAAGGGACUGGCGUCCGCGCUGGGCGGCGACGGUCGUGUUCUAAUUAAUGUCUUGUUUAUAAUUAACCAUAAUUCUACGCCGCCAAUAUGGUGUCCUUCUUUGGUAUCAAGUUUGGAGACAAGAAGAAGAAACCCGAUGCGAAGGCGGUCAUUCCCCGAGGAAAACAGCCGCAACAAUGGACAAAGGUCGACCAGAACUUGCUAGGUGAGGGCCAGUACUUCGGGCACAACGUCAACAACAGGGGCGUCCUGAACGGCAGCAUUCGUUCCGUCUCACGAACAGGCACGCCCAGUCCGAAUCCCUAUGCCCACAUGGCUGCAGCGAGCAUGUACGACCUCACCAAAGGCGCCCACGGGCGCAAUGGCAGCUUUUCCAGCGCCAUCAACCUCAAGCCCCAUGCUUCCGAUGCGAACCUGCGCGUUAAAUUUAACGCCAACAAUGGCUCCUCUCACAGUCUUGCCGCCCCCAUGUCCGGCUAUGGAUCGCGGCCAGCGGCAGGACCGCGUCCCAGCACUUCAAGUGGCCCAACCAAGGCAUGGGUGAACCCACUCGACAUUCACUUCAUGAAGGCCGCGCCGAGCGGCACGCCAGCGCCAAAGUCGCCUCUUGCUCCUCGCGAGACCGACAAGACAAUACCCACAUCUCAAGGUGCAGAUGCAGCCGACAAGAAGGAACAGAAGGAAAACGAAGCCGGGGAGGAAGACGCAGAGCUAGAACAACUGAAGAAGACGGCACGGCUGGGGCUGGAGCGGUUGGUGAGGCAGCAGUCUAAUGAGAUGACACAAGCGAGCAACUCCACGCCACAACCUAGGGAGCCGUCGAUGGAGCAAUCUAGGGGGCCAGCGAGAAAACAAUCCGACGAGCAAUUCCGGGAUCAAACCAAGGAGCAGGGUUAUUCCCAACAGGCGUCAGCAAACAACUUGCCUGCCGUGCUGGGGCCUGCGUUUAGGGGAAACACCGACCAACGGCCUGGCAGUCGCAACGGGCCACCAACAAACGGACCCGACGGCGUAAACGGUCAAGCACCCAGGCCGGCGCCAUCUCUCCUCGUCCAUGGCCCUCCUCGGCACGGCCCACCUACGCAAAGCCUUCCCCACCUCCCAAACCAAGCCGCCCAAAAGAGUCUUCACCAAGGAACGCCACAGGGUCUUCCCCCGGGGUUUCCUCCUGGCCCUCCCGGUUCCUCUAAGGAGGCCCCUCGUGGGCAGGGUCCUCGUCUGGCUGGGCCGACACCAAGUGAAAUGGGGCCGGGUGGUCUUAGCCUUUACAGACCGAUCACUCACAUUCAACCUCAGACUGCCGGGCCCGCCAAUCCACACGGUUCAGGGCUUCAGAACAAUCGCCCCUACAGCCCCAAGCCCCAAGCCCCCCCUGCUGCUCGUGCUCCCGGCUUGGUCGAGCAAGGAUUGCAAAAAUCGGCCUCGACUGGCUCCGGCCCUGGCCCCAAUACCAACGGAUAUGGCUCCCUAGUAUUGAGCCGGGGCCCUGGCUCGCAGACCCUCGGCGUCAGUAUGCUGAACGAGCCCAGCCCGGAAACUAGCCCGAUGCUUUACUCGUCCUCAUUCAAACCCGGCUCUAGACCCUCGUUCGACGAUAUGCCGAUUGAGCAAUUUGCAAGACCCAUCAUCCGGGAUGUCCAAGCCAAGCGCGACACUCUGACAUCGUAUUCACCACGGAGGCUUUCAAUGAAGAUUGAGAAGCUGGAGAAGUCGCUCCUCACCGCGCAGCAAACCAGCCACCUGAAAACCUUCAGCACCAGUAGCAGCCAAUACACGGAUGAUCUGGUUAGUGACGAUGAUGAGGACGACGACGACCCCAUUCUCACCCAGCCAGAGCCCUUACACCUCUCUCCGCCUCUUGCAAUUGCAGAAUUUUCCCGGCCCAAAAGUCCAAUCCGCGUCGGCUUGCCCUUGCGCGGGCCUGGUCCCCGUCGCCCUACGCUAGACGAAUACGGCGUGUCCAGCAACCUUGUAGCUACGGCACCGGCAGUUGUCACGACUCCGUCAGCGGCAUCCGGAGCUGUGCGCCAUGGAGCCGCUCCGGGGCUGACUAUUGAAAACAGUGGCAAUAACGGUUCUCAUCCCGGGCUCUCUGAUAACAAUAGCAAUAUCAUGGACCGCCUUGGCGCCAGUUCCCCGCCAUCUCGCGCGACUACGCCUCAACUCCACCAUCACAACAAGAACUGGACCCGAGACCCGAGCCCUGCGCCGGUCCUGCAUCUCAAUACUACUAGCCCUACUACCCGCAAUGCGUUAUCCCCUGCGGUCCCAAGUCCUAUCGAAAGCGCCGCUUUCGACUUCAACUUUGACUUUGGCCCCAACGCGGCCCCUCCCACGCCCGACUCGACCACCUGGCCGCUUGGCUCCACAUCGCUCUCGUCCUCUCCAGACCCAGCUGCCACCCCUACCUUUUCCUCACUAGAGUCGGCACGACCCCCCCGGCUUGACCGCUCCCAUGUUCCCCCACCUCUUCAUUUAAAGUUCCCCGCGCCCGGCAACGGGAGUGGCGGUAAUAGUGGGUUCCGACGCGACGCCGGGCCGUGGACGCCGCCGCUUGCGCGCUCCGACUCGGGAAUCGGACACGACAACGCGAGGCCGUCAACGGCGAUGGGCGGGUCCACCUUCUCCAGCAAUUCUGGCAAGAAUGAUGCUCCUGCGGCAGCAGCCGGGCAGGCAGAUGCAGACCAGGCUAUGGCCGAGGCGCUGGGCAUUGGUGUCGCGCGCGGUCUGAGCGUGCGCAACCCGCCCCAAAAACAACGGAAGGCGACUUAUAUGCCGCCCUUGUCUCCCCUACCGGCAGAGGUAGCCGGACCAGCACCCGUAGGGGUGGAUGCUUUCGGGACGGGAUUUAUUUAGCCGGCAAAAGUCAAGCCGAAUGAUCUAGAUCUUGGCUUUGGGGUUGGGCGGAAUGGGAGACUUUGGGGCGUACAUUAUCUCUGCGGGUGGUCGGAGGGGGUUGUUUUUUGGAUUUGUUUUCUGGCUGGUUGUAUGAACCUAAUGUGAUCUA
Lasiosphaeria miniovina is the source of this 3051-nucleotide messenger RNA. RefSeq lists its product as uncharacterized. The record is from RefSeq and is a predicted model, not a curated record. The transcript is spliced from 3 exons. Bases 132 to 2900 code for a protein of 922 amino acids. Lineage: Eukaryota; Fungi; Ascomycota; Sordariomycetes; Sordariales; Lasiosphaeriaceae.